Rattus rattus (black rat) is the source of this 4301-nucleotide messenger RNA. It is a transcript of the gene Sidt2, whose product is annotated as SID1 transmembrane family member 2. Gene Ontology annotation, cellular component: membrane. The record is from RefSeq and is a predicted model, not a curated record. NCBI's taxonomy places the organism in Eukaryota, Metazoa, Chordata, Mammalia, Rodentia, Muridae. The transcript has 27 exons. The coding region runs from base 373 to 2934 and encodes 853 amino acids.
UCAGCGGGCGGGCGCAGCCCCGCUGUUUACCGCGGCGCGGCGCCUGGUGGCCCCGAGUUCUGUGCCGCGUCCGCCGCCCUUAAAGGGCCCGCGUCCGGGAAGCCUACGGGCCAGGGCCACCGCCGCCUCGGCUCUCCGGGCGCGAGCGGACGCCGGGUCUCCAGCCGGGCUGGGCCGGGCUGGGGUUGCGGGUCGCGGUGCCGCCCACGCGAGCCGGGGUCCGCGCGAGGCCCAGGAGCGGCUCCAGGGAGGGGACGCGUCCUAUCUCAGGCCGGGGUUAAAGUUCUGGUCCCGGUGAGAUGCUGGAAGCUGCUGCGGCAGCCGCAACGCGCCCGGUCGCCGUCCCGUCGCCAGCCCCCGCCGCCCCGGGCCAUGAUCGCCUGGCGUCUGCCCUUGUGCGUGCUCCUGGUGGCCGCCGUCGAGAGCCACCUGGGGGCUCUGGGGCCCAAGAACGUCUCGCAGAAAGACGCGGAGUUUGAGCGCACCUACGCGGACGACGUCAACAGCGAGCUAGUCAACAUCUACACCUUCAACCACACCGUGACCCGCAACCGGACCGAGGGCGUGCGAGUGUCUGUGAACGUCCUGAACAAACAGAAAGGGGCGCCUUUGCUGUUCGUGGUCCGCCAGAAGGAGGCUGUUGUGUCCUUCCAGGUGCCCCUAAUCCUGCGAGGGCUAUACCAGCGUAAGUACCUCUACCAAAAAGUUGAACGAACUCUGUGUCAGCCCCCCACCAAGAAUGAGUCCGAGAUCCAGUUUUUCUAUGUGGAUGUGUCUACCCUGUCACCAGUCAAUACCACUUACCAGCUCCGAGUCAACCGUGUGGACAAUUUCGUGCUCAGGACUGGGGAGUUGUUUACCUUCAAUACCACUGCAGCCCAGCCCCAGUACUUCAAAUACGAGUUUCCUGAUGGUGUGGACUCUGUCAUUGUCAAGGUGACCUCCAAGAAGGCCUUCCCCUGCUCUGUCAUCUCCAUCCAGGAUGUCCUGUGCCCAGUCUAUGAUCUUGACAACAAUGUAGCCUUCAUCGGCAUGUACCAGACAAUGACGAAGAAGGCAGCCAUCACUGUGCAGAGGAAAGACUUCCCCAGCAACAGUUUUUAUGUGGUGGUGGUGGUGAAGACUGAGGACCAGGCCUGCGGGGGGUCCUUGCCCUUCUACCCUUUCGUGGAAGAUGAACCAGUGGAUCAAGGGCACCGUCAGAAAACCCUGUCAGUGCUGGUCUCUCAGGCUGUCACAUCUGAGGCCUACGUUGGUGGGAUGCUCUUUUGCCUGGGCAUAUUCCUGUCUUUCUACCUGCUGACUGUGCUGCUGGCCUGUUGGGAGAACUGGAGGCAAAGGAAGAAGACCUUGCUGGUGGCCAUAGACCGAGCCUGCCCAGAAAGCGGUCACCCUCGGGUCUUGGCUGAUUCGUUUCCUGGCAGUGCCCCCUAUGAGGGUUACAACUAUGGCUCCUUCGAGAAUGGUUCCGGAUCCACUGACGGGUUGGUUGAAAGCACAGGUUCAGGGGACCUCUCCUACAGUUACCAGGGGCACGACCAGUUCAAGCGGCGCCUUCCCUCUGGCCAGAUGCGGCAGCUGUGCAUUGCCAUGGACCGCUCCUUUGACCCAGUGGGAGCUCGGCCACGACUGGACUCCAUGAGCUCCGUGGAAGAGGAUGACUAUGACACACUGACUGACAUCGACUCAGACAAAAACGUCAUUCGAACCAAGCAAUACCUCUGUGUGGCUGAUCUGGCACGAAAGGACAAACGUGUUCUACGGAAAAAGUACCAGAUUUACUUCUGGAACAUAGCCACCAUUGCAGUCUUCUACGCCCUUCCUGUGGUGCAGCUGGUGAUCACCUACCAGACGGUGGUGAAUGUCACGGGGAACCAGGACAUCUGCUACUACAACUUCCUCUGUGCCCACCCACUGGGCAACCUCAGCGCCUUCAACAACAUCCUCAGCAACCUGGGGUACAUCCUGCUUGGUCUGCUCUUCCUGCUCAUCAUCCUGCAGCGGGAGAUCAAUCAUAACCGGGCCCUGCUGAGAAAUGACCUCUAUGCUCUGGAGUGUGGGAUCCCCAAACACUUUGGUCUAUUUUAUGCCAUGGGCACAGCGUUGAUGAUGGAGGGGCUACUUAGUGCCUGUUACCACGUCUGCCCCAACUACACCAACUUCCAGUUCGAUACCUCGUUCAUGUACAUGAUUGCUGGCCUCUGCAUGCUGAAGCUCUACCAGAAGCGGCACCCAGAUAUCAACGCCAGUGCCUACAGCGCAUACGCCUGCCUGGCCAUUGUCAUCUUCUUCUCCGUCCUGGGUGUGGUUUUUGGCAAAGGGAACACAGCCUUCUGGAUCGUCUUCUCAGUCAUCCAUAUCAUUUCCACGCUUCUCCUCAGCACUCAGCUGUAUUACAUGGGCCGCUGGAAGCUGGACUCCGGAAUCUUCCGCCGCAUCCUCCAUGUGCUCUACACAGACUGCAUCCGGCAGUGCAGCGGGCCCCUUUACACGGACCGCAUGGUGCUUCUGGUCAUGGGCAACAUUAUCAACUGGUCGCUGGCUGCCUAUGGACUCAUCAUGCGCCCAAAUGACUUUGCCUCCUACUUGCUGGCAAUUGGCAUCUGCAACCUGCUGCUGUAUUUUGCUUUCUACAUCAUUAUGAAGCUCCGGAGCGGCGAGAGGAUCAAGCUCAUCCCUCUGCUCUGCAUCGUGUGCACCUCCGUGGUCUGGGGCUUCGCACUCUUCUUCUUCUUCCAGGGACUCAGCACGUGGCAGAAAACCCCCGCAGAGUCCAGGGAGCACAACCGAGACUGCAUCCUCCUUGACUUCUUUGAUGACCACGACAUCUGGCACUUCCUGUCCUCCAUUGCUAUGUUUGGGUCCUUCCUGGUUUUAUUGACGUUGGAUGACGACUUGGACACUGUACAGCGGGACAAGAUCUAUGUCUUCUAGCAGCGUCUGAGGUCCAGGCUUCACUUCAUGGGCCCAGCGCCUCUGCGUCACCUUCCAGUUGCCACAGGAGCACCAAGGGUGUGAGUCCCAGCUCUGCUACCCAGCAUUGGACGUCGUGGCAAGACAGCGAGAUUCCAGCUCAGGCCUGACUCAGGACAGUUACUGGUGACACUGAACCUUGCAGUUACCUCUGCUGCGGAGGAGGCCUGCUCCGCAACCCCAGACACUGGCCAAAUUGCUGCUGCUUGCUUCUCAGUGUCCGGUCCUCCCCAGGACCCUGGUCUGUCCAUCUGUCUUGUUUAUCCACUGGCUCUCCAUUUGUCCCUUUGGAGAGGAAGGCAGGAAGUCAAUGUCCUGCCCCCUUCAUGCCUUGCAUUCUACCCAUCCCUUCCCUCCUUUUGGCCUAGGACACAGUCUUUCUUCUUCCCGUGCUCUGCCCCAGGACAUAGUCUGGUGCCUGAUUCUCUGUCCAGCACCAGGACCUACAUUCUCCCUGGGUCUGUAGCUGGCUAUCACUGCCCACUCUGGCCUGCCAGGAUGGAUGCAGGUAGGAGACUUUGGGGGCUGGCCGGCUGGUGCCAGGCUUUCGGUGCUAAGGCCCACAAGGGGCCUAGGUACGACCCUCCUCCCUGACCUGUGCGUGGAGCUGGCUCUACAGCAGUGAGGGCCAGCCCAGGCUGAAUCUUCUGAUCUGGGGACUGAAUUCAGAGGCCACCUCAUCCUACCAGCCACUAGAAUGAUGCCAGCACCGGGGUUGGUGGGAAGUGGCAACUUACUGUCCUCUUCCGUACCCUCAGUCCUGCCAAGCCCCAGAUGGGGGCCCCUCAGUGCCAUUGACACUGCCCAAGAAUGUCCAGAGGCCAUGGGAUGGUGCCAAGCACACAACCCCUUUUGCCUCUUUCAGGGGAGCAGGAGUCCCAGUGCCUGUCUUAGAAAGGGAGGGACAUGCCAAGUCCCUGUGAGUCCUUAGUCCUGUCUCACCAAAGGACUCAGGGCUGGUUUCUGAGUUUCCGUCCAGUAUUUAGCCAAGUUCUGUGUUAGUCACAUAGGCCUAAGAGCCUUGACGUUUACAGAGUCACCCAGCUCUGGCCCCUGGCCACUCUGGUCCUUGGCGUUUACAGAGUCACCCAGCUCUAGGCCCCUGGCCACUCUAGUCCUUGGCUACCCUUCACUCCACCAGGUCCAUUCCAGAUGCCAAGAGUCCUCUCCACCAUGGUUUUCUAGCUCUUGGGCUGGGAGAAGAGGCAGGUCUGGGCCUUUGUUUCUGAGCUCUGUUCUGCGUUCCUCCAUGCUACGGUUGCAAUUCUGUUUUCUAUGAACGAGUGCAUUCAAUAAAGACAGCCCGACCUGGGAUCUGGUCUUACUGA